Messenger RNA from Macroventuria anomochaeta, 647 nucleotides. RefSeq lists its product as uncharacterized. The coding region runs from base 1 to 555 and encodes 184 amino acids. The transcript is spliced from 3 exons. The record is from RefSeq and is a predicted model, not a curated record. NCBI's taxonomy places the organism in Eukaryota, Fungi, Ascomycota, Dothideomycetes, Pleosporales, Didymellaceae.
AUGUACAGCAAAGGCAUCAUCUCCGCCUUUGCGGCAUCACUAGCUCUCAGCAGCCCAUACGCUAAAUAUGGCCGCCUGAACCCAACGUACACGAAGGAGCAGCUCAACGAGAUCAAACUUACAUACACCGAAGUCGACAAGCUCAAGUAUAUCCGCAGUCUGGGUGACAGCAACAACUACUUCAAUUCGACUUCACCCUCGAGGGCUUCGUUAGCAACCCGAAAUCGUCCUCCUCGUCGCCGGCAAAUCCCUGCACACUGGCUUCGUCCAGAAGACGGCUUCGACAAGCCCGUUAUCACCACCAUCGGUCUCUACCAAGGCACCAUCCGCCCUCAAGGCUCCAUCCACUACGAGUUCAAUGACAACUGCGAGCCUGCUGUGUUCGUGGCGGGCUUGAGCAGUGAAGACCCUGGCGUAAGCCGCACGAGCCAAAACUUGUUUGUGGAGGACCCCGAGCUGGUUAAGGCGAGCUUGGGAUAUCCAAAAUCCUUGAACAAUGUUAAUGUUACGGAGUUUUAUGGGAGUAUUCCGGCGGCGUUUGCGCAGGGGGGCUAAGGCGUAUCAUGAGAGGUGUAGGUUGAAGUGGAAUGGUACCACGCACCCUUAAAAAGUGAGUUCAUGAGAGAGGAAGAUGGGAUGUUGUCAUG